AUGCCGACGAGAAUGAAAGACCUAUACGAAGACAAUCUUCCAGGACAUCUGAUUAGAGAAAUUUUGCUGAGGCUACCAGUGAGGCUUCUUCUGCAACUGAGGAUUGUAUGCCGUUCAUGGAACUCCCUAAUCUUCAGCCCCGAAUUCGCCAUGCACCACCUUCAAUGCUCAACCCUAACUCAUCCGCCGCCAUUGCUAUGUUGGAAGGAAGCCAGACAGAGGGGCGACAUCAUGCAUUGCUCUUCACAAUCUCUUAUUCCUGAUCGCCAGCAUCAGCCACCUACAUUCGAGUCAUAUCCGGCUGACGGAUUAUUCAUCGAUGGAUCUUGCAACGGAUUGCUCUGCUUGUCUCGAGGCUUUCCCUUUGAAACUCUUACUCUUUUCAACCCCUGUACCCGUUCGUACAAGUUUGUUAUGGGUUGUUCUGUCUCGUCUCUUAUAACUGAUUCCAAAGUCAGAUCUGGGGCUAUAGUUUUUACUUUUGGUGCAAAUCCUUUUUGGAAAACGGUUGAUCAUCCGGUGUUUCCGUAUGAUUUUCUCGGCAUAAGAAACGGAAUAUUUGUGAGCGGCACUCUGAAUUGGAUUGUGUAUAAUCCUACUAUAGAUUAUGAUGAAUUGGAGUGGUUCGUUCUUACCUUCGACUUGGAAACGGAGUUGUUUGGUCGAUUGUGUCUGCCUUUUGCUAGAACGCGCUCUGACGUCAUCCACAUGCCUCGCUUGCAACUCCACGAAAACUGUCUUUCUGUUUGUUAUAGCACUCCGGAUAUGCAAAUUAUUUGCACUCUUUGGAUAAUGAAGGAGUAUGGAGUUGAAGAGUCUUGGAUUAAAUUGAUCGAAAUCCCAUUCGGUGUUGGAAUGAACGCGCCAUGUGAUUGGGUAGCACCCCUGUUGUAUAUCUCACAAGAUCAUAAUCUUUUUGCAAUAGAUGAAUCUUAUCGCAAAUUUCUUGUAUAUAAUUUAAGUCAAAACCAACUAGUUUCUCAGGUGGCUCACGGCGGGUAUAAUUGUAUGAUUAUAUUCUUUUGCCAUGAGAGCUUGGUCUCACCGUCACAUUAUUCACCUCCACUCACCUUCAACUCAUCCGUUGCUUGA
This is a messenger RNA of Arachis stenosperma, 1092 nucleotides long. RefSeq names its product F-box/kelch-repeat protein At3g23880-like. Bases 1 to 1092 code for a protein of 363 amino acids. The transcript has 2 exons. Lineage: Eukaryota; Viridiplantae; Streptophyta; Magnoliopsida; Fabales; Fabaceae. The record is from RefSeq and is a predicted model, not a curated record. Gene Ontology annotation, molecular function: protein binding.